Messenger RNA from Anopheles aquasalis, 3251 nucleotides. RefSeq names its product roundabout homolog 2. The record is from RefSeq and is a predicted model, not a curated record. Gene Ontology annotation, cellular component: neuronal cell body; plasma membrane; axon. Lineage: Eukaryota; Metazoa; Arthropoda; Insecta; Diptera; Culicidae. Gene Ontology annotation, molecular function: protein binding; axon guidance receptor activity. Gene Ontology annotation, biological process: homophilic cell-cell adhesion; synapse organization.
GUGAGUGAGUGAGUGAGUGAGUUUCAUCAUAAAAAUGGCAUCACCUGGACCUGACCGCAGCGCUGCCGAGUGAUUUACCGAGAGCAAUAAAUCCACGGAACCGGUGCCGCAUCACCGUAUCAGGACGACCACCAUCAUCAGAGGAACCACUGGACUGGUGCCUGUUUGGAUGUUUGCGUGAUCGCAUCGCAGUAGCCUACGUCGCUUGUGUGUUUCGCGUUGCUUAUCAAAACGUUCGCGUGCCUGCACUCCGGUUCGGUGUCUAUUGUGUGUUUCUGUGUUUUUGUGUGAACGAAAGUCUAUUUUGUUACUGAUAGUGAAAGGAGGGUGUUUGGUGUGUGUUCCGUAGUUAAGCUGGCGACGUGAAGUGAUACGGGCGCGUCGCAAGUGUGCCAGUGAACGUCAAAGGAUUAGCGUUAAAGAGAAAGAAGACACCGGGAACCAGCACGGCGACCUGCGUGUAGUGUCCACAGUGAACCACCGAACGAUCGCCCACAAACCGGAAGGCGCAACGACGCAAAGGAUUAUCCACGUCAGCAGUCGUUAGCCCCCCCCCUUCCCGGGGUGCCGUCCGGCACCGCUAACCGUAAACCAUCGCCUUCAUCAUCGUCAGAGAAGCAGACGACGAAGAGCAGCAACGAGCGCAAUCCUUCCACCAUCCACAGAACCAUCCUGCAGCCGGGAGGAAAAUGAGGAAAAGUGAGCGAUCAACUGCCUGCUGGGCAGUGGGGAUGCUGUUUGGUCUGGCCGUCAGCUGUGGAUUAAGCCACAGCUUCCCGGAGCCAUUCAUUUCCACAAUUGAUACCGACGCACCAACCGUUGCACCGAAAUUUAUGACUCGAGGGCAUCUCUACAAGGCCAUCAUCGGGGACUCGAUCGAGCUGCCGUGCCGGGUAAAGGACUUGGGUACGUACGUGCUGCUGUGGCGACGGGGGACAUCCGUGCUUACCGCGGCCAAUUUGAUGGUGACGCGUGAUCCGCGGUUCAAACUGGUCCAGGGCUACAAUCUGCAGAUAGCGAACGUGAAAAUUCAGGACGCCGGUGAUUAUAUAUGCCAGAUCGGUGAUAACGAGAGCCGGGAUCAGGUCCACACGCUCGAGAUACUCGUGCCACCGACGAUACGGGUGGUGCCGCAGAACCGACAAAUCACGGCCCGGAAAGGCAGCACCGUAACGCUGGAGUGCAAGGCAUCCGGCAACCCAGUUCCCGCGAUUUACUGGCACAAGAAGGAUGCUUUCACCGGUGCGUCCCAUCUGUCCGAAAGCCCGACCUUGCUGUUGGAGCGCGUGGAUCGACAUCAUGCCGGCAUCUAUCAGUGCACCGCCGAUAAUGGCGUCCGUGAAGCGGUGCACGUGGACAUCGAGGUCACCGUGCUGUCACCACCGGACAUUACGGUCGAGAAGACUUGGGUUCACGCCAGCGAGGGUUUCGACAUCGAUCUCGCGUGCAUCGUACACGGUGACGUCAAUUCCGAGAUGCUGUGGUAUCAAAACUCCUUUCUGCUGGAUCCCACCGAUCGACGGUCGAUGUUCUCGAAGGGCGACAAGUACACGCUCAACAUAAGAAACUUCCAGCAGUCCGACUUUGGCAACUACAGCUGCGUGGCCGACAAUGCCUUGGGGCGCACGAAGAAGUACAUCGAAGUUUCGGGCCGCCCCGGACCGGCCACCUUCCUAUCACCGGCCUACAGUAACUAUCUGGAUCGCUACAAUCUGACGUACACGAUAGAGUCCAUUCCGCCGCUCGACGAGAUCAAGCUGCUCUAUCGAAAGCUGAUGAUGAAUGAAACAUAUCAGCAUCCGGGCAGCUGGGAGGACACGAUUUUAGUGCCAACAUUAACCAGAUCCGAUGCUACACAUUUUAUUAUGUCGCAUGUGAUAAGAGGACUGUCGCCCAACUCCGUGUACGAGGUGAUGAUCCAGGCGCGGAACGUGCACGGCUGGAACGAGAUCAGUGAUAUUCACCAGUUUUACACGCGCAACUUUGAGCUGACACCGAACGAGCUGGAAUUCGUAAUGAGCUCGAUCUCCAACAAUGGUCAACCGAAGCGUUUCUCCGGGGAGACGAGCCACCAACUGAUGCUGUUGCUGCUGCCGCUGCUGCUGCUGCUGCUCCAGCUGGUUGCUGCCACCACCGGACAUGCCAUGCCACUUGGGCACCUCAACCCGUUGCGUUAAAUGCUAAAGCUGGGCCUGCGUCUUGGUUGGAGGAAGCAUUGGCGGAGCGAGUAUUUUCAUUCACUUUGUUUAACGAUGAUUGGAUUUUUGGUUUCGUCCGCCCCCGAGUGAAUCCAGUUUUUAUCGGGUUUGCGCAAAAAAGGUAGAGCCGUGAGCGUUUUGCGUUUUUUCUCGAAUAUCUUAUCCCUCAUCAUACCUUCUCAUCGUCCAUUUGUAAAGCAAGGCCAAUAGGUUUAGGCGCCACGAAGGUUAGCGAAGGAAUUAGACGGUGGGUGUCUUCAGAGGCAGCGACACUUUAUACGCAAAAAAGUGGUCUAGAGUGGUUCGGCCGUUAUGUGUUAAAAUCAUAGCACCGGUGAAAGUGAUAUAGCGAUAGAAACAGAGCGUGCGAUCGUGUUGCGUGAUGCGUAUGUAUGUAGUAGGACGUACUGGCACGUCGUCGGCGUUACCCAGACUUAUCUUAGAUGCCCUAAGUAUAGACCGAUGCCGACCGAUGCUCUUACAGUACUCCGAGCGUAAGUGUUUUCAUGUGUCCAACCGGCAAAGAAGCCGUAGAUACAAUUAAGAACAGCGAAGAAUGAGAGAAGGACUGCUACAAGUCUCUCUGUAACGGGGCAAAAUAUCUAGCACGCCAAGUUGUAGCGUAUUUUAGUCAUGGAAUCAGAACAAGCGUGUCAGUCUGUUCAGGUCGCAUCCCGCCUAGAUUGAUGUAAGACAGGACAGGUUGCAAGUUCUGGAAGAACACCCACAAGAAAACCAUUAGCUCGCGCUAAUGGAUUUGAAGGAUAGCCCGUGCUCGCGUUAGCGGACGAAAACUUGGCCCUCCAAGGGGUGUCUGUGUGGUGGUGCAUUUUUAAUUCAUCAUCCGAAACACCUCCUUCUGUUGGGUCCCGAAAAUCACGGACCAAAUUCCGUUUAGUCGACCCAGGAUCGAAAGUUCGACUUCGAGUUCGAGAAAGUUUGGUGACGGAAGGUAAGAGAUCUUGCUUCCUGCUGCUACCGGGGGGGUGCCGGAGUUCAAUUCCCAAAGUCCCUUUCCAUCCCCUGGUAACAGCUGCUCUGUCGGUCAACCAU